This is a messenger RNA of Chaetomium strumarium, 1164 nucleotides long. RefSeq names its product P-loop containing nucleoside triphosphate hydrolase protein. The transcript is spliced from 3 exons. Gene Ontology annotation, cellular component: cytosol. Lineage: Eukaryota; Fungi; Ascomycota; Sordariomycetes; Sordariales; Chaetomiaceae. The record is from RefSeq and is a predicted model, not a curated record. Gene Ontology annotation, molecular function: protein kinase binding; GTP binding; GTPase activity. Bases 94 to 990 code for a protein of 298 amino acids. Gene Ontology annotation, biological process: small GTPase-mediated signal transduction.
AACAGGCGGCCUCGACCUCGGUGGCUUAUCAUCCAAAUUCCACCUCCGAAACAAACAUCCGAUCAUUGCCUACCUGACCUUUUUUUACACACCAUGGCGUCAUACCAGUAUCGCAACUCGACCUACAUGCACGAGCGGCAUGACAGCAAUGCUUCGCGGCGGCCUGACUCCCAGAGGCGAGACACGCGCGGCACAAGGUCAAGCGACGGCACAGUCAGCACAAUGAUGAGCACCAACUCGAGUGGCAGGGAAUCUUCGGCCACGGCCAUGACAGAGGGCCCCGCCUACUCCAAGAAGAUUGUCGUAGUUGGCGACGGCGGCUGCGGGAAGACGUGCCUGCUUAUCAGCUACAGUCAAGGAUACUUUCCAGAGAAAUACGUCCCAACCGUCUUCGAAAACUAUAUCACCUAUCCCAUACACCCUCCCACCGGUAAGACGGUGGAGCUGGCGCUGUGGGAUACGGCCGGGCAGGAGGAGUACGACCGACUACGUCCGCUCUCCUACCCAGAAACCGACUUGAUCUUUGUGUGCUUCGCCAUCGACUGUCCGAACUCGCUGGAGAAUGUUAUGGACAAGUGGUACCCCGAAGUGCUGCAUUUCUGCCCCUACACCCCGCUAAUCCUGGUCGGGCUGAAAUCCGACCUGCGCUACAAGAAGACGUGCAUCGACAUGCUCAAGACACAGGGCCUCACGCCAGUAACCACCGAGCAAGGGCUGGCGGUGGCCAAGAAGAUGGGCGCGCAGUACAUGGAGUGCAGCAGCAAGGAGAUGAAGGGCGUCGAGGAGGUGUUCGAGCGCGCCAUCCUCACCGUUGUGGCUAACGACCGCAAGACGCUCGAGGCCGAGGCGGCCGCCAACGGUGGCCGGAACAGCAGUCUCGGGAGGAGAGGGAGCGUGGGCAACGCCCUGCAAGGCGGGAUAACGUUUGGGAGCGACGGCGUGCCCAUUCCGAUUGUUAAGAAGAAGAAGAGAAAGUGCGGUGUGCUCUAAAAAGGGGGGGGAAGGGACCGAGGUUUUUAAACCUUGUCGGCCUGGCGAUGCGAAGAACUCACCCAACUACUACAGCAAAACCAAGGCAGUUGGGGGGUGGAUCAUGAUCUUUUACUCAUUGCAUGCGAUGAUGCCCGACACGACAUGCGCUGCUGUCAUUUUUUCUUUUCUUAU